Messenger RNA from Suillus subaureus, 222 nucleotides. Its product is annotated as ubiquinol-cytochrome-c reductase complex subunit-domain-containing protein. The record is from RefSeq and is a predicted model, not a curated record. The coding region runs from base 1 to 222 and encodes 73 amino acids. NCBI's taxonomy places the organism in Eukaryota, Fungi, Basidiomycota, Agaricomycetes, Boletales, Suillaceae. The transcript is spliced from 4 exons. Gene Ontology annotation, biological process: mitochondrial electron transport, ubiquinol to cytochrome c.
AUGGCCCGUGUAUCAUUCCAACCGACCUCGCCAGCUCGCUUUGCCAGCACUCUGGCCAAACGGUGGGGGCCAACGCUAGGCAUAUGGGGUGUGGGUGCCGGUACCGCUGCUAUCUUCCUAUUGUCUGUUACCCCGGUUGUGAAGAAGGGUCUUCUCGUAAAUGUUCCACUGCUUGGGAAUUACUACGAGGACAAGACACCUGCUUCGGACAAGCCGUUCUAA